This is a messenger RNA of Plasmopara halstedii, 1260 nucleotides long. RefSeq names its product camk camkl protein kinase. Gene Ontology annotation, biological process: intracellular signal transduction; protein phosphorylation; microtubule cytoskeleton organization. The transcript is spliced from 2 exons. The record is from RefSeq and is a predicted model, not a curated record. Bases 1 to 1260 code for a protein of 419 amino acids. Lineage: Eukaryota; Oomycota; Peronosporomycetes; Peronosporales; Peronosporaceae. Gene Ontology annotation, molecular function: ATP binding; tau-protein kinase activity; protein serine/threonine kinase activity. Gene Ontology annotation, cellular component: cytoplasm.
AUGGCUUCGCUAUUGGAUGCAUUGGUAUGCGGCUACGCAUCUCUUUUUUGCAUGAGUGAGCGACGUGUCUCACCCCAAAUGUCGUCUAGAGUGCACGCUGUAAAUGGACAGAAACAUUUGCCGCGUCAUAAGAAAACGACUAAAUUGUCAGUCAACGACCAACUGCGCGUACUGAUUGGCAACGUGAUUAGUGAGAAUGAGCUUGAAGAGCGUCUCUCGUUUGGACGCAUGUUGGGUACUGGUGCGACUUCUAAAGUUUACGAGGCAGUGGAUACAAAGACUGGAAGACGCGUCUCGGUUAAAGUGUUUGACAAAUUGUCAAUGGUGGAAGCACGUCGUUCCAUGGUCGCGGACGGUCAGUACAUACCCGAAAAGGCUGUGCACCGGGUACGUCGACGACUGUUGAAGCUCGUGUCGGAGCUCGAGAUUUCCAAGUCACUGGACCAUCCUAACAUUGUCAAAUACAUUGGUGCAUAUGAAACGUCACACCGCAUCUGCAUCGUCCACGAACUUGUGGAAGGAUCGGACUUGCUGGAGUAUUUGCUGGAAAAUGGGAAGAUGUCUGAGAGCAAGGCGACAGGUGUAUUUAAACAACUGCUUUCGGCGCUGGAGUACUGUCACAAUCGCAACCUUUUUCAUCGUGACUUAAAAUUGGAAAAUGUCAUGGUAACUAAAGAUUUGAAAGUGAAACUUAUUGACUUUGGUCUGUCCGAGAUUCUUAACAGUUCAAAGCAGCCACUAAGGACAGUCUGCGGCACGCCUUUGUACUGCAGUCCAGAGAUUCUUUUUCUUCACACCUCAACUGCAGCCGCCCGUAGUGGCUUUUUAGGUGGCCCUGCAGAUAUAUGGAGCGUCGGUGUGCUAAUCUUUGCUCUUUUAACGGGUUGUGCUCCUUUCGAUGACUCCGACUUUCAUCGACUGCGCCGAGAUGUUUCACGUAAUCGCAUCAACUACCCUACGUACAUAUCUGAUCAGGCAAGAAAACUUUUAGAGACGAUUCUUGUGUCAGAUCCCGAACUUCGGCCGACGAUUUCAGAUUUACUUUCACAUAGUUGGUUUAUGGAGACAGUUGAUGUCAAUUUUAAUUCCAGCAAUAAGGAAGAAUGGAAGUGCACCAAACAAGAGAGCGAGGUGAAUAUCAACAUUUGCUAUCGCUCCCUCUCUUGUCGACGUGACAGUGGCUCUGGUGGUACAUACAGCUCUAGUGCAAGUCUUGAUGAUGUAUUAAAGCUGUCAGCACCUUUACACACGGCGAAGUGA